Molecule: messenger RNA, 282 nt
Organism: Heterobasidion irregulare TC 32-1
Lineage: Eukaryota; Fungi; Basidiomycota; Agaricomycetes; Russulales; Bondarzewiaceae
Exons: 2
Coding region: 1-282 (93 amino acids)
Source: RefSeq, a predicted model, not a curated record
AUGGGGUCUUGCGAAAUCCCACAUACAGAAGACACGCCGUCGGGAGAAUUAUCGGAAGAGUUUCAGGUAACAUUCUUCACUCCGCCGAAAUGCAGCAUCUUGUACAUAGCCUGCUGGAGAAUUGUUGCAGUCUCCAUCUCGAGUGCAGUGGUUGGGAGAGGAGAGCAGGGAUACAGCGACUUGCGCCUUGUGUAUGUUCGGUGGCUUGACAACUUAUCUCCGACAGCCUCCAACAUGCCUCUGGCACAGUGGCUGUGUUCUGCCAAGAGCUACAGUGGAUGA